AAAACGCGUGAGCAAAGGCAACACUGUGCGCUCGGCUGCAUGCUGUCAAUUAAUUUAACAAAAAGUUUUUGUUAAAUUUUUUUUUUGGUUGCCACACUCCACAUAAAAACGGAGUUAAGUGAAAAAAGAGAGAGCCACCAGAGUUAGAGUGAGAGCGAGAGAGAGAGUGACACAGAGUGAGAGUGCGAAUUUAAGAUUAAAAUUAAAUCGAUUCCGAUUCCCAAUCAGAAUCCAAAAUGAAUAGCAAAUAUACGCACAUUUUACAACGGGAGUUUCCGGCCAUGGACACCGAGUUACUUGAUUACAUUGGCGGCGUGUUAACUGGUGGCGAUGAGGAAUUCGAGACUGGCGACGAUAUAUUCGAUGCUGUCGGCGAUAUCCUGCAGUCGGUCGAUGGCGAACGAAGUGAGGAUAGCAUUAGAGGCAUCUGUGAGGAAUUCCUCCAGAUAAUGAGGAACGAUUCGAAAAACGUGGAACGUAAAGUGCUUAAUGCUCCGGUUAAUAUCGAAGAGAUGGCCAAGAACAUGGAGCGUAUGGAUAAGGAUAUGCAAAGCAUUUGGGUGGUCAAUAAGGAUGGGGCUAAUAAGGUGGACUCGAAGAAGCUAGAGAAAGCCGAAGCCAAACUGCAGCAGAAACAGGAGAAACGGCAGGAAGUAACCAAAUAUGGGGUUGUUCCGGUGGCAGUGAAACUGCAAACGGCAACUGCAUCUCAGGUCACAAACAAGAAGAAUACAAAAAUGGAUCAGAAGGGUCUCAAUCGUUCCAUGGACAUAAAAAUUGAAAAUUUCGAUUUGGCCUUUGGUGAGAAAGUUCUACUGCAGAAUGCCAAUUUGCUGUUAUCCUUUGGUCGUCGCUAUGGUCUGGUUGGACGCAAUGGCCUGGGCAAGACCACAUUGUUGCGCAUGAUUGCCGAGCGACAGCUGCAGAUACCCUCACAUAUUUCGGUCCUGCAUGUGGAGCAGGAGGUUGUCGGCGAUGACACAUCCGCUGUGGACAGUGUCCUUGAAUGUGAUACGGAACGAACGCGUCUCUUGACACGCGAAAAGGAGAUCUUGGCCGCCUUGAACAGUGGCCAAGUGCAGGAUGCAUCGCUCUCAAAUGAAUUGAGCGAGACAUAUGCGGCCCUGCAGAAUAUUGAGGCUGAUAAGGCGGUGGCUCGUGCAUCUGUGAUAUUGAAGGGUCUGGGCUUCGAUGCCGACAUGCAAUUGAGGCCAACGAAAUCAUUCUCCGGUGGCUGGCGUAUGCGUUUGGCUUUGGCUCGCGCCUUGUUCUCCAAGCCCGAUCUAUUGUUACUCGACGAGCCGACCAACAUGUUGGACAUCAAAGCUAUCAUUUGGCUGGAGACUUAUCUGCAGAGUUGGCCCACCACAAUUCUGGUGGUGUCUCACGAUCGCAAUUUCCUAGAUACAGUGCCCACCGAUAUAAUACAUUUGCAUGGCCAAGAGCUUGAGGCAUACAAGGGCAACUAUGACCAAUUUGAAAAGACCAAGACAGAGAAACUGAAAAGUCAACGCCGUGAAUACGAGGCACAAAUGGCACAUCGUGCUCAUGUUCAAGAAUUUAUUGAUCGUUUUCGUUAUAAUGCAAAUCGUGCCUCAUCUGUGCAAUCGAAAAUUAAAAUGCUAGAGAAACUGCCCGAACUAAAGCCUGUGGAAAAGGAGACUGUGGUUACACUUAAAUUUCCCGAAGUUGAACCAUUGAAUCCACCCGUUUUGGCUAUAUCGGAGGUAUCAUUCCGUUAUCAACCAACAGAUCCAUUGCCCAUAUUUAAGGGUGUCAAUCUAUCGGCUACCUCGGACUCACGUAUUUGUAUUGUCGGUGAAAAUGGAGCGGGUAAAUCAACGCUAUUGAAAAUUAUCGUUGGACAAUUGAGCACAAUUUAUGGUAAUAUUGUAUUGCAUCGCGGCCUGAGGAUCGGCUAUUUUGCUCAACAUCAUGUCGAUCAUCUUAAUAUGAAUGUGACUUGUGUUGGUGUACUGGCUGAACUCUUUCCGGGACGGCCCGACGAGGAGUAUCGACGACAAUUGGGCAGUUUUGGUAUCUCGGGACCAUUGGCAUUGCAGAGCAUUGCCAGUUUAUCUGGUGGACAGAAAUCACGUGUGGCCUUAGCUAAAAUGUGUAUGGCGGAACCCAAUUUCCUGGUGCUUGAUGAACCGACAAAUCAUUUAGAUAUUGAGACCAUCGAUGCCUUGGGGAAAGCUAUUAAUGCAUUUAAGGGCGGCGUUAUUUUGGUAUCCCACGACGAGAGACUCAUCAAAGUUGUCUGCAAAGAGCUGUGGGUAUGCGGUAAUCGCACUGUUCGAGCCAUUGAAGGUGGCCUGGAUGAAUAUAAGCGAGAAGUAUACAAGGAGAUUGAAGCCAACGGUUGAAUAUACUUGAGCUAAGCCCCACCCCCACACCGUCGUAUCCCCAUCCACCCUUCAAUCCACAUAAACUCUCAUUUUUGUGUUUUAAACAAUUUAGCAAUAAAUUUAUAUAAUGCCAAUGACGCGCAGGACAAAGAUGA
This is a messenger RNA of Drosophila willistoni, 2506 nucleotides long. RefSeq names its product ATP-binding cassette sub-family F member 3. NCBI's taxonomy places the organism in Eukaryota, Metazoa, Arthropoda, Insecta, Diptera, Drosophilidae. The record is from RefSeq and is a predicted model, not a curated record. The coding region runs from base 237 to 2369 and encodes 710 amino acids. The transcript is spliced from 7 exons. Gene Ontology annotation, molecular function: ATP hydrolysis activity; ATP binding.